This is a messenger RNA of Glarea lozoyensis ATCC 20868, 3348 nucleotides long. RefSeq names its product Prefoldin. Lineage: Eukaryota; Fungi; Ascomycota; Leotiomycetes; Helotiales; Helotiaceae. Bases 1 to 3348 code for a protein of 1115 amino acids. The transcript is spliced from 3 exons. The record is from RefSeq and is a predicted model, not a curated record.
AUGUUCCAGCGGUUGAAAGGUGCCAUUGACUCCCGUAUCGCAGAAGAACAAGCACGUCAGAAAACCGUCGCUGGCUCUUCUGCGCCCGUCUCUAGAUCGAAUUCAACAGCGAAACAACCCUCCUCGCGAACCGCAUCACCGUCUACCGGUACACGCCCACGACGAGCCAAGCCGAAAGAUGGCGACGCAUCACCAGCUCGUGGCCCUGACCCGUCAGAAUUCGAGGAUGGUGCUUUCGUCAUAGAAGAUGAGGCUGAGGACGUGGCAGCUGGGGCUGCGAUCGACGGGGAGAAGAUCGUAACGGCGGAAGCUGAUACAACUCGUGAGGUCCAGCGGUCUAAUGGUGAAGGCGAAAAUGUGCCGGAGAAGGUUACACAGAGCCGCCCUCAUGUUACGGAACUCCCUGCGGAUGUACGUGCAAAGUUACAACGAUUGGAGAAUCUCCAGUCCAAGUAUAAAGGUAGCGUGGCCAAUUUGUUACGAUCCUACAGGGUUGCUCAUGCGCGAGCCGUAUCCAUAGAACCCUUCGAAAAGGCACUGAAGGAGAACACCCCCCUUGCAACAAUAUCUGACCCCGAUGCUUUGGUAGAAUAUUUGACACAAUUAAAUCUCAAGGGCGACAUGGUCAUGGACGAACUUAAACGCGUUUCUGCGGAUCGAGAUAGAUAUAAGACGAAAUUCGAAGAUUCAGAGAAAGAGGCUAUCGCUGUUCGAGGAGAGCUGGAGGCUUUAAAGAGUUCGUCUGGUACUGCUGUCAAAGCCACCGGUAACGAGCAAGGGGAGACACUGAGCAUGGCAGAAACAGUGAACACGGAUCCAACAACGCCGUCUGUAAAAUCACCUGUGUCUUCUGUACUCAAACUUUUCUCCCCUAAACAGAAGCCAGAAUCAGCGUUAGACAAUCAAGAUGUAGGCGAGGAUUUCUUUUCAUACGACGAAGAAUUACCCAAGCUGCAGGCCCAAGUCAAUGGAAAAACGGCAGAGGUCGAAGGGUUAAAAUCAAGAGUCACCGUUUUAGAAACCGAGCUUGCUAUGGUUAAAAAAUCAAGCGUUGGGAACGUGGAGGAGCUGGAAACGGCACAUCGAGAACUGAGUACCUUCAAGGAGGCCAUCUCUCUUGCCGACGAGCGCCUUGAGCAAAUAGAGACCCAGUCAGCAGAGAUAAAGACCCUCAAAUCCAGGUUGACAACCACCGAGGAACAACUUUCUGCCCUGGAAGCACAUCUGGCAGAACAGCAAAAGCAAGCUGCUGCUGAAAAAUCCUUACUGAACGGCGAAAUCGCGGGGCUAAAGGAAAGCAGCGACCAAGAAUUGCGAGCUGCUAAGAUAGCAAAAGAGCAAUUCGAAGUUGAUCGCAAACAACUUGACAUUCAGAUGGAAGUGCUACGAACGUCCCGCGAAGCCGAUGCUAAACAAAUCGAAGAACUUGCAGAUUCAAACAAGUUAUUGAUGAAUCAACUUAAAGAAGAGACCGGAUCGCAGACCAACCCUGUCGACGAACCAGAUAGCAAGCCCGCUUCAGCGAAUAACCUGACGGUACCACCUCAAACGACAGGUGGUGCUAAAAAGAAGAAGAAUAAUAAAAAGAAGAAAACCGGAAAUGUCGCGGCGGCUGUGAAGGAAGCAUCUCAAGAGAAAGACGCUACGCAUACAAUCCCAACGCCUAUUGCUAGCGAUUCCCAAGCGGAGAUCUCGAGGCUCAAGGAAGAAAUAUUAGAUCGUGAUCGUCAGAUUGAGAAACUACAAACAAAACGAAAACUUGAAGCCGACCUCCGAGAGGAGCUGGAAAAUAUGCAGGACAACUUCCUCCAGAUUGGGCAGGAGCAUGUCGAGGCCAAAGAGAAGAUCAAGGAGCUUCAAGGCGAGAAAUCAGCCUUUCAAGCGAAGCUCACAGAACUAGAGUCUGAAGUUGAAAUUUACAAGAGCAAGUCAGAGGAAAGUGAUAAAAUGAGAGAUGAUCUGCAGUCCUUAACCGCGGAUUAUGAGAGUCUCAAGUCAAAAUCAGCGACUCUUCAAAAAGACCUCGGAGCCGCCCAGCAAUUGGCAGCAUCGCGCUAUAGGGAUUUGACGGAUCUUCGAGAUGUGCUUCAAAAGGCACAACCAGAACUUAAAUCACUUCGCGAAGAAAGUACGAAGCUCAAGACUGUGAAGGAUGAACUAGCCACCAGAACAUCUGAGUUAAGGCGCCUUGAAGCGCGGGAAAGGGACCUACGCUCUGACGUGAAUAGCUUCAAGAAGCAGGCAGCAGAUAGGGAAGGUGAAAUUCGCACACUCAACGAGAAGGUUACUCAAGAAACCAAUGGCAGACUGCGUGCGGAAGAUCAAGCUCGUGUCGCCCAGCGUGAUAUGCGAAAAUCCGAGGCCGAAAGGAUCAAGCUUGCGGCAUCAGGGGAAAAGAUCUCUGCCGAGCUAGGAAGCGUGCAAGAGGAAGGUGUGAAAUUGAGAGCUAAAGUUCAUGAACUGGAAGAUGAAGUCACUAAACUCACAGGUAUGUCCAAGGGGCUUAGUGAGGAGGUCGAUCUUCGUAGUACCCAGUUCAACAAUGCUCAAAGCCUGCUGGGAAGCAUGAGAGAUCAAUCGGCCGAGAUGGCAAUGCAACUGAAAGAAGCAAAAGAUCAAUCGGAGAGUCUAGAAGAAGAGCUCGCGGAAGUGCAGAGGCUUCUAAGCGAGCGCACUCGUGAGGGGGAGACUAUGCGAAGGUUGUUGGCAGAUGUGGAUGAUCGUGCAGAUGCCAAACUACGUGAGAUGCGAGAGCGAAUGGAGAUAGCCAUUGAGGAGCGCGACCGCGCAGAGGAUGAAGCUAGCACAAACGGCCGGAAGAAGGCUCGCGAGGCUGAAGAGCUCAAGACAAAGUUACGAGAUCUUGAGCGUGACCUCAAGCGAGCUAUUGAUGACCGUGAUGAGUUCCAGCAGUCAGAGAAGGAGUGGAAGAGGAAGCGUGAUGACCUCGAGGGGGUGUCAGAGCGAGCAUCACAAGAAGUCAGCGAAGUUAGGUCGGCAAUGGUCGAGCUUCGUAAUGCUUUGGAUGGCAGCGAGAAACAAGUACGAGAUGCUGAAAAGCAACGUGGUGACUUGAGACGACUACUGGAAGAGGCCAACCAGAGAUACGAGAAACUCCAAAAGGAGCUCAAGUCCUUGCAAGCCAAGCAAACGAAGUUGAACGACAGGUCAUCGGGAGAAAGUGGCAGGGCAGGUAGUCCCAAUGGCACAGGUGGGCGAGGGUUAGUCCAGAUGGAUUAUGUUUAUUUGAAGACGAUCCUUUUGCAAUUUCUGGAGGUCAGAGAUAGGAAGAUACAGACCAGUCUGAUUGAGGGAGCGAUUGGACAAUUGCUGCAUAUGGAUAAGUAA